Fusarium mangiferae is the source of this 1275-nucleotide messenger RNA. RefSeq lists its product as uncharacterized. The transcript has 5 exons. Lineage: Eukaryota; Fungi; Ascomycota; Sordariomycetes; Hypocreales; Nectriaceae. The coding region runs from base 1 to 1275 and encodes 424 amino acids. Gene Ontology annotation, biological process: lipid metabolic process. The record is from RefSeq and is a predicted model, not a curated record.
AUGUGGGCCUCAAGGUUUCUGAAAGGUCGGAAUGCAAGAUCGAUCACAAAGACUUCAAUUGCAGCUGCUGCCUCAGCGCCAACAUCGCAAGCUGAAUUCAGUGCCAACUCACAAGCGUUCUCAGUGGCUGUGACUGAGCUGUUGGAAUGCCUGGACUUUGUACUCGAUCAGUUGGAUGACCAGGGAGAACAUGGAGACUUGUUACAGUUUCACCUGUCACGGCUUGCCAAGGAGAUAUCUAAGUACGAAAACUCCAAGGUUAACGAACAAAUUUCACAGCCAUGGACUGGGGAUCGCGACUUACUGGAGCUGCUGCUUGCCGCUUGCAGAUGCGCAUGCUCCGUCUAUAAACCAGACGUACAUCCUGGAGGUGACCUCGUACCAGUGAUCUCUCGAACACCUUCCAUCACCGGAACAGUCAAAGCAACUUCAAUAUGGAAAUCAGAAGACACAAAUACCCUGUUUGUAUCCGUCAGAGGCACAUCUUGCAAGACAGACCACCUUGUGAACUUUAAUAGGAACCAGAAGAAUGCUACCUCAGUCUUUGCUUUUCCAAGGGCUCAGGAACAGAUAUAUGCCCAUAGUGGCUUCUUAGCUUGUGCAGCUACUCUUCUUCCCUGGCUUACUGAGGAGAUCAUCCGCCAAGUCACAGCCGACAAGAAUUUGAAAGAUAUAGUAUUCACAGGCCAUUCGGCUGGUGGAGCAGUUGCAGCUAUGGUAUUUUUGCAUUUUGUUUGCCAUUGCCCAAGCGAAUUAUCCAACCCAAAGUUCUCACUCGUCACAUUCGGAGCCCCGCCUGUUAUUUCAACCAACAUCACUGAACUGGCUCGGAGCCUUCCUAAAACGCGGCAUAUCUACGCUGUUGUCAACGAGCACGACUUAGUUCCUAGGGUUGAUCAAGGCUAUAUCACAUCAAUCAUCAGUUUGUACCGGUCAGCCUAUGGGUUGCCAUUGUCUGAAUUCAAUAACACCACGUUUACAAACAACACUCCAGCAGAUAGAAAUCAAGAUGCUAUCUGGAAUUUACCUCUGCCUGACUUCUAUGUCGUUGGAACUAUCAUUGUUCUGAGAGCAAAACUCGAUUACAAUAUUUUACAGUCGACAUCAUUCCAAACCAGUACGGACACUACUACACCACCACAAAAGCUAGAUAUCCUACAGGUAUCAUCAAUAGAGUUUUGUAAAUUGUUAUUCUUUGAAAUAUCUGUACACAAGAGAAAGAUAUACCUCAACAGAUUGGAGAGAUUGGUACAAGAGUCUAGAAAAACAGUAUGA